GGGACUCUUACGUAGGAACGAAGAAACUGUGAUCUGCGUGGGCGCGCUAAGGAGAGAGAGGGCGCUCCCCGAGCAGCAACAUGAAGCUGGACCUGAUGGACAGAGAGAAGGGGUUGGAAUUAUUCUCCAAGUUCAUACGCACGAAAAAUGUGGAGAGUCUGCAGGGCGACCACUCCAAGGCGGGUCCCGAAUCGGAUCUACCGGGCGAAUCGAAACAGAAAUUACAGAAGUGCCUGACGACUCUGGACCUGACGUCCCUAGGGGUAGGCUCCUGUGUGGGGACGGGGAUGUACCUGGUCGCAGGAAUGGUGGCAAGGAGCGUCGCGGGGCCUGGCGUCGUGGUCUCUUUUAUUAUCGCCGCCAUCGCCUCCAUAUUUUCUGGAGCUUGCUAUGCCGAGUUUGGUGUUCGAGUGCCUCAUACAACGGGCAGUGCUUACAUGUACAGUUACGUGACUGUAGGCGAGUUAAUAGCAUUCAUAAUUGGUUGGAACAUGGUGCUGGAGUACCUGAUAGGUACUAGUGCAUGUGCCUGUGCGUUGAGCGCUUGUUUGGAUGCCUUGGCGAACGGAGCCAUGUCUGAUGCGAUAGGGAACAGCGUGGGAACCAUUUUUGGACGACCCCCGGACUUCCUGGCGUUCGUUAUCACCAUCUUGAUGAUGCUGCUGAUGGCCGCCGGGGUGAAGAAGUCCCUCGUCUUCAACAAUGUGCUAAAUGCCGUCAACCUUGCUGUGUGGGUCUUUGUCAUGGCGGCUGGUAUGUUCUAUGUCGACUCGAAGAAUUGGACCGAGCAUAAUGGCUUCAUGCCUUACGGAUGGAGCGGGGUGUUCACCGGUGCCGCGACUUGUUUCUACGCUUUCAUCGGCUUCGACAUAAUCGCGACGACCGGCGAGGAGGCGACAAACCCGAAGAAAAGCAUCCCCUUGGCCAUAGUCUCCUCCCUGGUAAUCAUCCUCGUCGCGUACGUUACCAGCAGUAUGGUGCUGACGUUGAUCGUGCCCUAUGAGGAGGUGGACCAGGAUUCCGCGCUGGUGGAGAUGUUCGGCCAGGUCGGGGCAUACAAGUGCAAGUAUAUCGUGGCUGUCGGGGCUUUGGCAGGGUUGACAGUCUCCAUGUUUGGCAGCAUGUUCCCCAUGCCGAGAAUAGUCUACGCCAUGGCCCAGGACGGGCUGAUAUUCCGGACGUUAAGUCAAGUGUGGCCUGCCACCGGGACGCCCGCUCUGGCAACAUUGACUUCCGGUUUGUGCGCAGCUUUCGCUGCUCUUCUGAUCCAGCUGGAGGUGCUCGUGGAGAUGAUGUCCAUCGGGACCCUUCUGGCUUACACUUUGGUGUCUACGUGUGUACUGAUACUCAGAUAUCAGCCACACUCUACUAAUCUGGUGGAGCUGCUUCCCCAGAGUCUGAGAACGCCCUGCAGAUCACCAACCAAGGAAACCCAAGGCAAUGGUCAAGUGACAUAUGGCAAGGAAUUGAGACCAGAUCAAUUGACCACGGCCUUAAACAGUGUUCAAUCAACCCAAUCGGAUAUGGCGUCUUCGACCAGUGGUCAAAGGAUCAUGGUUAGACGCGUGAGGAGGUGCAACAGUUCGUCUCCGGAAUCCGACGACACCUAUGGCGCCGAAGAUGAUGAAGUAGGAUUAGGCAAGGACGACCAGUACCUGGUUAGCGACAGAACGGAGAACAAAUUUUAUGGAAGCGUGCAUGCAGCUGCAGCUGCUUCCACCUGCGGCAGUACUCAUCAGUAUCCAGGAAACACCCCGAUCAUCGGACCCCCGUUAAAUUACCUUCAGCGCAGGUUACAGGCAGCACAGUAUCUGUGUCCAGCGAUUUUCCCAUGGGUGGACAGGGGCCCAGCAACGGAAGCGUCCGGUCGUUUCGUCAUGAAAAUGGUCGGGAUCUUGUACAUUUUAAUCCUGAUCUUCGAUCUAAUUAUCGUUUGUGGGAUGGGUAACAUGGGCACGUUCACAACGAUACUCCUCUUCCUCUUCCUGUUUGCUAUAAUCGGAGUGCUACUCGUUAUCAGUAGGAAACCUCAGAACAGAAACACCAUGAUGUUCAUGACUCCGGGCCUGCCAUUUGUACCGGCGAUCGCUGUUACGGUGAACAUCUAUCUCAUCUUCAAGUUGAGCAUCUUGACCCUGGUCAGGUUCACAGUGUGGAUGACCCUUGGGUUCAUCAUGUACUUCUACUACGGCAUCAAGCACAGCAGCCUGGAGAAGGGCUCGAGCGAGGACGUGGACGGCGCUGGCGCCGGCACGGCCGGGAACAUCGAGCUCACCGUGACCGAGCAUCCAAAAUCUCAAGUCCCGUACCCCUCGCAGGACCGCAGCAUCUACGAGGGCCAGCAGUUGGAUGCGUUCGGGCAGCCAGUGUUCGGCAGCACGAAUUUCGGCGGCACGCCGACAGCCCCGACGAUCGGCGGGUCCGGUUCGUCGCAAGCUUCCCACCAGAACGCCCUCUUCGUGGCCCAGGACAGCUUUCCGACCUGGGACGAUUGA
Orussus abietinus is the source of this 2495-nucleotide messenger RNA. Its product is annotated as probable cationic amino acid transporter. Gene Ontology annotation, biological process: amino acid transport; transmembrane transport. Gene Ontology annotation, cellular component: plasma membrane. The record is from RefSeq and is a predicted model, not a curated record. The transcript is spliced from 14 exons. The coding region runs from base 81 to 2495 and encodes 804 amino acids. Gene Ontology annotation, molecular function: amino acid transmembrane transporter activity. NCBI's taxonomy places the organism in Eukaryota, Metazoa, Arthropoda, Insecta, Hymenoptera, Orussidae.